Molecule: messenger RNA, 3490 nt
Organism: Physeter macrocephalus (sperm whale)
Lineage: Eukaryota; Metazoa; Chordata; Mammalia; Artiodactyla; Physeteridae
Gene: WDR27
Product: WD repeat domain 27
Molecular function (GO): protein binding
Source: RefSeq, a predicted model, not a curated record
AGAAUGGCGAGGUGGUGAGGGCGCCGAGCUGCGGGGGCCCGUAACCAGGGCGACGGGGGCGGGGCGCUGGCCCUGCGCCGCCUGGUGCUCACCUGGAUUGCGCGUCCACUUGGCGAGUUCUGCGUCAGGUCCCAGAGGGUCCCGAGGUUGGAGAUGGAAGAACCACAAGAGAUUUUCUCCGUGAAUGAUGGCCACGCAGGUGAUAUAGUUGUGGAAAAAUACCCGGUGGAUUCCAAGAAGUCCGCAUCCCAUGUUCAGCUCACCUGCAGUUGGCAGUCCUGUGCUUUCCCCUUAGAUGGAAACGAACUGUGAUGGGACACCAAGGAACCUCCUCACCAGCUGCUAAUCCUAAGAGGACACCAUCAGCCAAUCACCGCUGUGGCAUUUGGAAAUAGAGUGAAUCCGCUUCUCAUCUGUUCUGCAUCACAAGAUUAUGUCAUAAUGUGGAACCUGGAUGAAUGCAGACAGAAAGUGCUUCAAGCCUCUCCCCUCCCGAGUCUCCUUGUGGACCAGCGAAGGCUGUAGCUGGUCACCGGCUGUGCGGAUGGCCAGCUUCGGACCUUCAGUUUGGUGGAAGGACACCAUUAUCGCUGUGUGACACAAGUUGACCUGAGGAAAGAGUUUCCGCACCAUGGGGUCGAGUCCAAGCCAUGCAGCUGGCCAGAAGACAGUCAGCCUCCCUCCACAAAGGCACCAGACACGGGAGAAGAGAUUGAAGUGACACUUCCUGUCCUGAGCCUGGCGCCCUGUGACCAGGGCAGUCAUCCCACUUCUGCUGUGACUCGCUUGGUCUCCCUGGCGCUGCCAUUGGAGGCUGAGGACCGGAGAACAGCCUGGGGAGUGGCCAAGGCUGCUGUUUGGCUUCAUGCCCAAGGUGCAUGUGGGACAGAGGUGUCUGUGGAGGCCGUUCUGUGUCCAGGUCUGGUGAAGCCAGAGGUGGCGGAUCAAUCAGAUUACAGCCUGCGUCUAGUUUGUAAACGGAAAGACAAAGAAGAAAUGGCAGAUCUGUGUUUUGCCUUGAUGUGCACGCUGCUGUCGGCAGAGGGACUCUCAGGUCCCCAAGAUCGUGCGUCACCUGCUCCUCUCACGUGGAUCCAGCGCAAUUCUCGGUGCCCUGGAGCUGAGGAAGAAGAUCAGGACACUUCUUUCUCUUUUUCUUUUAAAAUUAGUCUUUCUUCUGAGAACGCCAGCUGCUUGUAGACUGGAAGCUCAGCGGGCUUAUUCAUAUUUAAGUUGGCAGACUUUGAAUUGGAGGCCAUUUUACGUUGCAAGGAUUUCGGGAGCCUCAGCAUUCAAGUUGCUGGAUCGUGUGCUGUGAUGAGCAAAACCAGUGGUCGUAAGGCCUUCUGCUUGCUCACAUCCGUGUUCGAAAAUAAGAUGGCCCUGGUGGAGGUCGACCCCGGCGCCCCGGUGAGGCCUCAGCAGCGGCCCGGCGUGGGAAGGGAUCUGUCCGUGCUGCCCAGUUACAGUCUUUCAGGAAGGAUGUGUAACUCCUGUGUCUUAUUGACUCCUCCGCUGUAUUUCGGACUUGUUAAGGAAAAAAGUACUAAGCCUAACUCACAAUCUGGUUAGUCUGCUCGGAGCUUCGUAAAAGACCACCCACUGGUCUUCCACAGUAAAGUUCGGUCAUCGGGCUACACGGCUGCCCCACGGAGUACCCUUUGGAGAGUCCUCUGUCAAGCAGGCUCAGCAAGCAGUUUGCCAUGGCCCACGACCAAGCUGCCAUGCUCGGUGUUCAGUAUUCAGGUGGAGUGGGGCACUCAGGGCCGGGCACUCUUGGCCUCGUGGCAGCACUCUGAUGUCAAGUGCAUCAGAAUGCCUUUAAUUCCUUUCUGGGACCUCAGCAAUUUUCUUGGAGAUGGACAGCAGCUGGCCUGUGGCUUAGCCAACCACUUGUCCCUGGUCUUCAAUGACUAUCUUCAAUGACGAUCAGGGACACUUGCUGUUUUUUCAGGUCACGAUGGAGCAGUGAGCACUGUCCGCUUCCUGGGACGGGCGCUGAAGGUGUCCUUGUGGUUUGAUGGAGGGGUCGCGUGUGACGCGCCUUUCGUGCUUAUGGCCGUGCUUGCGAGCGUGGCUGCUGUCCGUGGGUUUACCUGCUGGGACGUGUCAGGCGACAGGAACGUGCCACAGGUCUUCCCGGCUUCCCCGCCGUCCUGCUGGCUCCGGGCAGGCUCGCAGCAGGAGGCACAGGGGUUUAUGGAGUCUCUGCUGUCAUCAAGCUUCAUUCCCAAACCACCCCCGCGACUUGGCCCUUUUUGUCCCUUGAGUCUGCGUGUGGCCCUUUCUCCAGGGACCUUGGACUGGUUCCCUGAGUCCCUGGGCCUGAGACCGAGGUAUAAACAGAAGAGCAGGUGCACACCUGUUUGCAGGCUUCCCAUGACAGAUGCAGCACAGAUUACUAGCUUAUCAGCAGUGAAUGCUUUUUAUUGCUGCCUCGUGGUUGCUGCUGGGCGGAGCAGGACCCUGGAGUUUCAACCUCAGUGCGGCUGCAGUGCCGCCAUCACAGCGGGAGCCCAUUCUCGUCCCGUCCACCAAAUUUGUCAAAGUAAAGCGAGUGAGUCAUUUAUGACCCAGCAAUCCCAGGUUUACAAUCUUUUUGCAACCACAGCCAUUGGUGAUGGGGUAAAACUUUGGGACCUGAGGGCCCUGAGGUGUGAGAGCCAUUUUGAAGGACAUCCAAAGCGCUGCUACGCGUGUGGAAUUGCUUUUAGUGCUUGCGGCCGAUAUGUGGCUUGUGCUGAGGAUAAGCAUAUAUGUGCUUCCAUGGUGCAUGUGUUGGUCUUUAAGCAAAGAGUCUACACUCAUUCUUGUGGAGAUGGUUACUACUGCUGCAUGUUAGUACAGAAAUCUAAUUUAAGCUUGACUAUGGCCCAGUGUUUUGAGACUAUCACAUACGUCACAGUCUGUGACACUGGCCUCUUUCCUGCUUCCCGAAUGCUCAGCAGCUGCUGGGCGUCACCUGCAGACCUGCUCGUCACCGGAAGCUUGGAAACAGUGAGCCGUUUCCCUUCCACACCUGCUGCUGAGGGCCGGGCCUCACUUCAGUUCGGAUCUGGUGCUUUUCAGUCCGUGGCGUACGUGUACAAAACCAGCUCCAGCACUUUCUGCUGCAGACUGGCAGGACGCAUGGACACGGUCACGGCCGUGGCCUUCAGCCCGGCUGCUGCCCAGUUUGAAGCUUUGAUUCCGAGAGCGCCACUGCCGUGUGACUGCGCACGCGAGUGUGCGUGUGUACCACGUGGAGCUGUACCGUCGAUGCUGUUUUCCGUACCUGCUUCCUUUCCCUGACACUGGAUUGCUGCGGUCCAGGGCGUGUUAUGGUGCCUGGCAACGUAGUUUACCUUCCAUUUGUAUUGAAUUUUGGAAAAAUGAAUAAAUGAAGCUUGUGUCCUUGACUAUAGAGCUUCCAUCGCUGUCGCCUGAAGUCUUCUUUGUACCCCAUCCAUCAUUAACCCUAAUUUGACCUUUGCAUCCUCUGCUGAUGGGU